AUGGCGUUUGUGACCACAGCGGAAGUUUGUGACGCGAAUCAAGAGCUGAUUCGUAGUGGCCAGCUCCGAGCUCUGCAACCCAUGUUCCAGAUUUACGGUCGUCGUCAGAUAUUCUCAGGCCCUGUAGUUACUGUCAAAGUGUUUGAAGACAAUGGCUUAAUCCGUCAGUUUAUCGAAGAGAAAGGCAAUGGGAGAGUGCUUGUGGUGGAUGGUGGAGGGAGUUUAAGAUGUGCGAUACUUGGAGGAAACCCGGUAGUACAAGCGCAGAACAACGGAUGGGCGGGGAUCAUAGUGAACGGUUGCAUCAGAGACGUUGAUGAGAUCAACGGUUGUGACAUUGGAGUGAGAGCUUUAGCUUCUCAUCCUAUAAAGGCUAGUAAGAAAGGACUUGGUGAACAAAGAGUCCCUUUGAACAUUGCCGGCACUCGGAUUUGCGAUGGCGAAUGGCUUUACGCUGAUACUGAUGGAAUCCUCGUUUCUCAGAUCGAAUUAUCCGUUUAG
This is a messenger RNA of Microthlaspi erraticum, 501 nucleotides long. The record is from the annotation of a GenBank genome assembly. NCBI's taxonomy places the organism in Eukaryota, Viridiplantae, Streptophyta, Magnoliopsida, Brassicales, Brassicaceae.